Molecule: messenger RNA, 1658 nt
Organism: Danio rerio (zebrafish)
Lineage: Eukaryota; Metazoa; Chordata; Actinopteri; Cypriniformes; Danionidae
Source: RefSeq, a predicted model, not a curated record
AGACUAGAAAAUGUCUUCAUUUCUCCGUUCCUUAGAUGGUAGGGCCAGAAUUUGGCAUUUAAACAAGAUUAAACAAAGAUCCAUCCAUCCCCGCAUCAAAUGCCCUGUACAUGUGGCGUUGUUUUAAUCGCACCUUGUAGAGGGCGCUACAACUCCGGAAAAGGAAAUUACAUUUUGAUGUCUUCAGUCGGUCAUUCGCUCCUCAGCGCUGGACUAAUGGCACUAAAGAGGCACUUAUAAUGGCCAAAACCGCGUUAUAAAAUGGCUCGGCGAGGAGAAGAUGCCUCAACCCAAAGUGAAGCUGGUGGUGACAGGAGAUGAUUUUGGGUACUGCGAGAGGAGAAAUCAAGGGAUUGUGGAUUGCUUCAGAGCUGGUGGCAUUUCCAAUGUCUCUCUCCUGGUGAAUGCAGUGUCAGCGAAACACGCGGCAGACCUGGCUAAAAGGUACCACAUGCCCAUUGGACUCCAUGCGAAUCUCUCCGAAGGUCUUCCAGUGUCUCAGGAACUGAAGGGUUCAACACUCCUCAACAAGGAUGGUUUCUUUCAUGGCAAGAUGGGCUUCAGGGAAGUUUUGCACAGUGGUCAGCUCAAGAUGUCAGAGGUGGAGGCGGAGCUUAGAGCCCAGGUGAAUCGCUUCUUUGAACUGAUUGGCCACAUGCCUUACCAUAUGGAUGGACACCAGCAUGUGCACGUGUUGCCAGAUGUGCGAGAGGUCUUUGCACAAGUUCUCUCUGAUUUUGGGAUCACCUACACCCGGGUCCCUAUAGAGCCCGGUCUAAGGUUUUGCAACUUCCUCCCAUCCCAUCUGAGAGAAUUCAACGCGCAGGUGGAAAAAGAUGCCCUUGAAUCUGUUGAGGUUUUUCAUCGGAAUGGAAUCAGAUGGCCUGACGUGUACCUGGGCCUGAGCACCAUGGGUAAGAACAUGUGUUUGUCCAACCUAAAACGUGCUUUGGAAGCUUCACUGGACGACGGUGUAUCUUCUCCAUUGAUUCUGACACAGUCCAACAAUGCAGCGAGCAACUGCUACCGACCGGUUACGGCAGAGCUCAUGGUGCAUCCAGGAUAUCCCAGUCAACCUCAGCAGGGUGGAUGUGGAGAAGGACCGGACGACUUUUCACAGUCCACAGAUCGACUACAUGAGCUGAACACAUUAAGAGACCCAAUGGUGCUCAACUUUUACAGGCAACAAGGGAUCCAUCUGUGUGCUUUCAAAGACUUUUAAACACUUCAGAGUAUUCGGUUGGAUAAUAACAUUAAGGAUAGAAGAUCUCGACUCAUACCUCAAAAGAUUAUUAUAUAGAGCAGUGUUUCUCAACCACGUUCCUGAAGAACCACCAGCUUUGCACAUUUUGGCAUGUCUUCUUAUCCAAACACACCCGAUUCAGAUCAUCAAGCUCAUUAGUACACUGACAAACCUGUAAUGGGUGUGAAAAAGGAGACAUCCAAAACAUGCAGUGUUGGUGGUCCUUCAGGAAUGUGGUUGAGAAACACUGCUCCAGAUCAGUGUUUCUCAACCACGUUUCUUGAGGACCACCAGCUUUGCACUUUUUACCAAACACACCCGGAUUCAGAUCAUCAGCUCAUUAGCAGACUGACAAACCUGCAGUUGGUGUGACAAAGGAGACAUCCAAAACAUGCAGUGUUUGGUGGUCCUUCAG